AUGUCAACAGGCGACGAUGUGAUUCCUGGUAACAAUGGUUUGUGGGAUCAAAUCUAUGCUCUAAAAUGGGUUCAGAAAAAUGCUCAUGUUUUUGGAGGUGAUUCAAAUAAUGUAGUGCUAAUGGGUCACGGAAGUGGUGCAGCAUCUGCAUCUAUACUUGCAUUAUCGCCUAGAGCUGAAGGUCUUUUCCACCGUAUAGUGCUAAUGAGCGGCACGGCAUUAACACCAGGAAUGAUACGUAAUUCUGCAGUCAAUGCCACCUGGAAUCUUGAUCGAAAGCUACAUUGUCGAUCUUUCAAUUCUAGCGAAUUGCUUCAGUGCUUCAGAAAACAACUAGAAAAAGAAAUCAUUGACGCUGUGGAUUCAAGCAACAACGACUACGAAGAGUUUGUGCCAGUCGUUGACGGUAAAGGGGGUAUAAUACCAGAAACUGCCGAAAUGCUUAUAACUUAUAGGCCCAAAGUUCCAUUAAUGCUUGGUACAACAAGAGACGAAAGCGCUUUAAAACUAGUGAUAUUGAACGAAAAGAAUAUGAAUGAAAGUGGGAUGACGGAAAGUGCUGCAGAAACGCUGGUGCAAAACUUGACAGAUUCUUUUUCGUUUUUUAAAAAUAAUCGACUAAUAACUCAAGGGUGUAUGCACGAGUAUAUAUGGAAAAAAGUGAGCCCAGCUUUUGAGACUUCGGUAUUAUUCAAUUCUAUAUUAGAGAUGUUUUCACAUUUUUGGUAUGAUGCUCCAGCAUCACGACUCGCCACCUAUUAUGCUCGUGACGUACCUGUAUAUUUAUAUUCAUUUGAUCAUAUUAGUGAAAAUUUAGAUUACGACAGAGCGUUUCAUGGUUGUGACCAAAUAUUUCUUUUUGAAUAUGAACCAAGGUUUUUGUCGAAAAGGAGUGACCGGAAUUGGCAAUUGGAUAGGAGGUUAACAGAAAUUUUUUCGGAACUUAUCGUCAAUUUCGCCAAAUUUGGUGUGCCGACCCCGAUAGCUUCCGGAUUUACAUUCAACUGGACAAGCAUGAACAUUAAAAAUCUCAACUACUUAUCAAUAACAGAUACCCCAUCGAUGAAUGUUGGAUUCAGAUGGCAAGGUCACGUCUUCUGGAAUUCGUAUGCUCGAGACCUUGAUGAUGUCGAUGUUGGUAACUUGCAAAAAAUUGCUCAUCUCGAAAGAAAACUUGGUUAUUUUCAGGUAAUAUUAAAAAAUUUUUUGUACUUUUUCAACUUUUUUUUUGUACUCAAUAAAAUAAAGAACUUUUUAUAA
This is a messenger RNA of Enterobius vermicularis (human pinworm), 1260 nucleotides long. NCBI's taxonomy places the organism in Eukaryota, Metazoa, Nematoda, Chromadorea, Rhabditida, Oxyuridae. The record is from the annotation of a GenBank genome assembly.